Molecule: messenger RNA, 1704 nt
Organism: Eimeria necatrix
Lineage: Eukaryota; Apicomplexa; Conoidasida; Eucoccidiorida; Eimeriidae
Exons: 6
Coding region: 1-1704 (567 amino acids)
Cellular component (GO): nucleus
Source: RefSeq, a predicted model, not a curated record
AUGGCUUCGCUCGCGGUGCUGCGGCCUGAUGCUGCCCCCUUCGGGGCCGAAAGUCCUUCUAGCAUUCUGAAGGUUCAGCCGAAUCAAACCACUUCCCUUCAUUCGGUGGCAGUGGCAAGUAACGGACGCCGCAGUGUCACCUUCCUUGUAAAUUUACCAUGGGGGAGCACUUCUGUUGUGUCCCUUCCCCUGGAAGAUCUUCCGCUUCUUACUGACGAAGAGGCGAAGUGCGUGUGCUGCACAAGUCCAGAAACAGCUUCAGCAGGUAGACUAGCUUCAUCUCCUGUCACUGAGGGCUCAGCUACGGGACUUUUUGUUCCGGGAUACUUCAUCUUCUCCUUGGCAGCAGCACGCGCUGGAUUCCCGGCAGAAGUGGCGGCUGCCAAGCUACGCGUGGUGCUACAGCAGAGGGAGGUACAUCCGAAUACGUGCCUCCCGCUAGAAAAAGUUGUUGGCACCGAAGCAGCAUACAGAAUAGCGGCAGACUGGGGCGGUCAGGAGAGAUCGGAAGCGAAAUCAGAAACAGAACAUGGCUCGCCUCUUUGUUCGCUCUGGUUACUCUUGAGACUGCCGGGAGGAAAGGGUGGUUUUGGUGCGUUACUGAAGAAACACCGAAAGAAAAAACGAGCAAAUUUCUCGAUUGAUGCUUGCAGAGACUUAACAGGGAGAAGAAUUCGACAGGCCCAAGUGGUCACUCGUAUUAAAGAAUGGAUGGAGAAGAAGAGGAAGGAAGAUGCGUUGGUUGCCGCACUGACGCACGGAGCACCAGAAAAUAAGGAGCCGGAAACAAAGCCUGCUGUUUCUGUAGACCCCGCUUUUAUAUCCGAACAGUUAGCCCAGGUUUCCGAGAUGCCCUCAGUUGUUGCUCAGGGCCUUAAACAGCAAACAGCAUUGCGAAGGCAAAUGGAAGCGGAGCAGCGCAAUCGGGCUGCGACGUCACAGAACCAUGCCGUGUUCUCCCAGCUUCGUGAUGCUGUAGAGCUCGAUAGCGAAGAUGACCAGUGGUCCGACACUGAUUCAGAUGGAGAACCCAGCGAACUAGACAGCAGUGAGACUGGCAAGGGAGGUUCGUCUCCUCAUAGUUCUAGUAUUGAUGCCGAUUCAGCGAGUGGCCCAGCCACCGCUACGAACAACCCCCUGAACGAACGGGCAGCGGCUACGAGCAGUGGGAGAGCUUUCCCGAACACGUCAGGAACUGCAAGAUAUCAGUCAGGCUUUGGUGGCAGCAUUAGGGAGAAGAGUGGUAUAUCCUUGAGUCCCAAGCCUGAUGCUCAGGCGACGGCGCUGAUGCAGCAGUUGGAGCAGAUGCGUCUCAAGAACUCAGCUGCACAGGAGGAAGAACGUCGGCGAAGGGCAGAAGCCGAGGCUGAAGCUGCCCGGGCAGCAGCUGCUGCGGAGAGGGCUGCGCAGGAGGAAGAAAGUCGGCGAAAGGCAGAAGCUGAGGCUGAAGCUGCCCGGAUCGCAGCUGCUGCUGAAAGGGUGGUGAGAGAGGCGCAGCAGCUGGACGUGAGCCGCUUCAGCACCGCCGAGGAGCUUUUGAAGGCCGUAGAUGCGGAUGUGGUUAAGGAGAAGCUCCGACAGCUGGGUUGGAAAUGCGGUGGGAGGCCUGAGGAGAGGGCGGCUCGCCUUCUCAAGCUGAAGACAGUUGACCUUGCGAACGUCCCGAAGGCACUGCUUGCAAGACCUCCAGCUCGGAUGGCGUAA